UCCGCUUGCCACCCAGGUUCCGUCAUGUCUGAAGGGGCCGAUUCCCAGCCGGUGGCUUUGGGGGCAUCCCGUGUUGAACUUCGGGUCUCCUGCUGGAGCCUGCCGGAAAGAGAAGCCAACAUUAAACCUGAUCCAUGCCUGGUUAUCCAGCUGCUCAGCGAUGGACAGUGGAACGAGGUGGGGCGCUCGGAGGUCCUGCAUGGCGCCCAGAACCCCGUUUUCGCCCAUGUCUUUGCCCUGGAUUACUUCUUCGAGGAGAUGCAAAAUUUGAAAUUCGAGAUCUUUGAUGCUGAUGGAGAAAGUGAUUCUGACCUAGGCUGUGAGUCUGGCAUGCUGAUAGGCACCACCGAAUGCUCCCUGGGGCAGAUUGUCUCCCAAACCAAGGUCACCAAGGAGCUGAUGUUGCCAAGUGGAGAGAUUUUGGAGAAUUCAACCAUCACGAUCGAAGCUGAAGAGGUCUCCCGUACCAACAAGUUUGUACAACUGGAAUUUAGUGGUCAAGAACUGGAUGACAAGGAUUUCUUCAGCAAAUCCGAUCCUUUCCUGGAAAUAUAUAAAGUUACCAUUGGCGAGUCGGAGAGUCUGGUUUGGAGGACAGAGGUGGUGAAAAACAACCUCAGUCCUCGGUGGCAACCGUUCCGAAUUUCUUUGCAAUCGUUGUGCAGUUGUGAUCCUGAACGGCCUAUACGGUGUGUGGUUUACGAUCAUGACUCCAGCGGGAAGCAUGAUUACAUUGGGGAAUUCAGCACAAAUUUUCAAGAAAUGUUGCAGGCUUCUUCUGGAGAAGAGAUUCCCAAAAUAAGUGAGAUAAUUUCUAUAUUUCUAAUGUGUUUAUUGGGGAAAAUUUGGUAUUUGUUCACCAAGUUUGAUCCUAAGAUGUUGCUGAAGUGGAGGAAAACCACAUGA
Messenger RNA from Pseudonaja textilis, 906 nucleotides. NCBI's taxonomy places the organism in Eukaryota, Metazoa, Chordata, Lepidosauria, Squamata, Elapidae. The record is from RefSeq and is a predicted model, not a curated record.